UUAUCUUUUCUUUAUGUUUACUACAUGCAAUUAGAGAUAGAAGUACGCCAUGCAUUACUACACUACACUACACACAAGUGUUAGAGCUGACACCAACACCCAUGCAACACUCCCUAACCUUCCUCUUGCUGAUACCCUUGACGCUCUUCAUCCUCAUCUUCUGCCGGCGCCGGCAUGCGUGGGCGCGCGAGGCAGCCUACGCGCGGCUCGCCGCGGUCAAGUCGGCUGUCGUCAAGAAGCUCCCUGGUCUCGGCCGCCAGCCGCCGGAGGUCUUCGUCACCGACCGUUUCACCGCGCACCGCCUGCUCGUGGGCGGCGCCGCCGCCGGCGGCGCGUUCUCGGACCGCCCGCCGUCCACCGUGCCCAGCGCCGUGCUCUCGCGCCGCCGGCACUACAACAUAAACUCGGCGCCGUACGGCCCGCUCUGGCGCGCGAUCCGGCGCAACCUCACCUCGGAGGUCUUCCACCCGACGCGCCUCCGUCAGCACGGGCGCGCGCGCCGCCUAGCCCUCCACGGCCUCGUCGCGGACCUCGACCGGCAGCGGCGCGCGUCCGGCUCCGCGGUGCUCGCGGCGGAGAGCCUGCGCGCGGCCAUGUUCGGCCUGCUCGCCACCAUGUGCUUCGGCGUGGGCGUCGACGAGGGCGUCGUGCGCGCGAUGGCCGACGCGCAGGACGACCUCGUCCAGUGCUUCCUCGGGCUGCGCGUCUUCGCCACGCUCCCCGCGCUCACGGGGCUCGUCUACCGGGACCGGUGGAGGAAGCUGCUCCAGCUCCGGCGGCAGCAGGAGGAGGCGUACCUCCCGCUCAUCGAGGCCCAUCGCGCCGGCCGGCAAAGGCGCAAUGGCGAGCCCCCGGCGUACGUGGACACGCUCGUGGACCUCCGCGUGCCGGCGGACGAGCACGCCGCUGCGUCAGGCAGCGGCGGCGGCAAGCGUCGGAAGCGGCAGCGCAGGCUCACUGACGGUGAGCUCGUGGGUCUCUGCUCCGAGUUCCUUGGCGCUGGCACGGAGCCCGCUGCCGCGCUGCUGCAGUGGAUCAUGGCCAACCUGGUGAAGCGGCCCGACGUGCAGCGCGCGCUCCGUCAGGAGAUCGACGCCGCCGUGGGUGUCGACGCCGACGAGGUCGGCGAGGAGGUCGUCGCAAGGCUCGAGUACCUCAACGCUGUCAUCAUGGAAGGGCUCCGGCUGCACCCCACCGUGCCCAGAGUGUUUAGAAAGGUGAUGCCCGACGACCAUGUCGUGCUGGACGGCCGGCGUCUCCCUGCCGGCACCGCGGUGCACUUUCCGCUGGCGCGGCUGGCGCGUGACCAGACCACGUGGACCGACCCGCGUGAGUUCCGGCCGGAGAGGUUCCUGGCCGGCGGCGAGGGCGAGGGCGUCAGCCUGGUGGCGGCCGCGGGCAGCGCUGGGGAGAUCAGGAUGAUGCCGUUUGGUGCCGGCCGGAGGAUGUGCCCCGGCAUGGGCGUCGCUGUGCUCCACCUCGGUUACUUCGUGGCCAAUCUGGUGAGGGAGUUCGAGUGGGCGGAGGCCGAAGGCGAGCUCGGCGUUGACCUACGGCCCCACCUCGGGUUCUUCACAGUCAUGAAGCGGCCACUGCGUGCGCACCUCACGCGGCUACGGCGGGAGGUGAGCUAGCUACAGCCUACAGCUAGGGCACCUCCACCUCCAGAGUGGUCCACAAGUUUAUACACCAUCAGUUCUAAAAUAAAAUUUGUUUUACCUUUUAAAUUGAUUCAUACAAUACAAGUUUACGAAGGUUAUAAGUGAGCUUUAUAUAUAUAUGUUUAAAUUAGAAGCACGUCGGUGUUACACAUUAAGGGUUUAUACAGAUUCAUAUCGUUUUGGAUUGCGUAACACCCUACUUCCUGUUGUGGUUGUGUAUUGGUUUAUGGAGUAUGAAGGUUAUAAGUGAGCUUUGCAAUUGCUCAGUUGUUGUCGAUGUGGACGCGUGAGAUGAUCUGUUUGUGUAGGGGGUCCCCCUCGGCCUUAUAUACACGACCAGAGAGUUAUCCCUUUACAAGUUGUAAUCACUAUCUACUUCAUUUAUCUCCUUCUUUGUCGCA
Molecule: messenger RNA, 2062 nt
Organism: Zea mays
Lineage: Eukaryota; Viridiplantae; Streptophyta; Magnoliopsida; Poales; Poaceae
Product: cytochrome P450 89A2
Exons: 2
Coding region: 102-1634 (510 amino acids)
Cellular component (GO): membrane
Molecular function (GO): iron ion binding; heme binding; oxidoreductase activity, acting on paired donors, with incorporation or reduction of molecular oxygen, NAD(P)H as one donor, and incorporation of one atom of oxygen
Source: RefSeq, a predicted model, not a curated record